Molecule: messenger RNA, 366 nt
Organism: Adineta steineri
Lineage: Eukaryota; Metazoa; Rotifera; Eurotatoria; Adinetida; Adinetidae
Source: the annotation of a GenBank genome assembly
AUGGCACAAGCAUGGAAAAGCGGACUCUUCGAGUGUUUCCAAGAUAUUAAUAUAUGUUUACUUGGUUGGUGUUGUGGUUGUUACUUACAUGGACAGAAUGCUGAAAAACUCGGUGAAGAUACAAAGAUAAAAGCUUGUCUUAAAUAUGGAGGUUUACAAAUGUGCGGUCUCUGCUGUCUUAUUCAUAAGCCUCGCCGACAAAGAAUGCGUACUACUUAUGGUCUUGAAGAAAAACCAAGUGAUUUUCUUGCUACAUGUUGUUGCAGCGGCUGUGCCAAUUGUCAAGAAGCAAGAGAAAUAACUGCACGAGGAGCACCAAGUGGCGGAGCUCGAGCACCAGUAGUAUCUCAACCAGCCAAAAAAUAA